UUACAAUUUCCGGGGAUUUCCACGACGAACACCAAAGGAGUAGUCAAAAUGUUAGAUUUCUUUACUAUUUUCAGCAAGGGCGGCAUUGUUCUUUGGUAUUUUCAAGGAACAUCACAGAUAUUCACACAGUCUGUGAAUUCUUUAAUCAAAUCUGUGAUUCUGCAGGAAAGAACUGGUACCAACCAGUUCACACAUGAGGCCCUUACUCUCAAAUAUAAACUGGACAAUGAGUUUGAACUCAUUUAUGUUGUUGCCUAUCAGAAGAUACUUCAAUUAUCGUACAUAGAUAAAUUUCUGGAUGCCAUUCAGCUUGAGUUCAGGAAUAAGUACAAGGAUGACUUACAGAAUGCUGCUGUAUCCAGUAACUUUGAUUUUAGACAGGAUUUUGAUAGAAUCUUGUUCGAAGUUGAACAGGCUGCCAAAAAACAAAUACAGAAAGGGAGAAUGAUGAAAAGUUUUGAAGAGUCUGAGAAGAGCAAGAAGUCAGUGAAGUCAAUGAUAGAAUACAAGAAAGAUGAUAACAAGAAGCCGGGCAAAGGAAAGGAAAAUAAACCAGCUAAAAACACUCCAGUAAAGGAACAAGAAGUUCAGAAAAGCUCUGCUGUUCCCAUGGCAACCAGUAAUAAUGGCAAUGGAGAGUUGGAUGCAGAAACUAUACGUAGAAACAUAGAGAAACGUUUUGGACCAAAGAAAAAGAAACCUGCUGACUCAAGCAAGAGCCCUAAGAGUGUAGAGAGUAACAAGAAGAAAGGGAAAGUUGGUACAAAGUGGGAUCUAGGUGGCACUGCAGAGGAUGCAAAAGUUCUGGAUUUUACUGACGACAAGGGAGGUGACCCUGCAGUGAAUGGCGUAGAUGUUGCUCUCAAGGAUGAAGAGAUUCAGUAUGUUGGUACAAUGGGUGGAGAAUUGAGAAAUAUUGAAACAGAGUCAGAGAGUGAAGAAGAGGAAGAAACAGCCACAAAGAAAACUUCAAGCAAGAAGAGUGGUGGGGGAAUGUUCAGUAUGUUCAAGAACUUGGUUGGCUCCAAAAUGCUGACGCAGGAAGAUGUUGCGCCAGUACUUGACAAGUUUAGAGAACAUCUCGUUUCCAAGAAUGUAGCAGCUGACAUUGCCCUCAAGCUGUGUGAAUCUGUGUCUGCCAAACUGGAGGGGAAAGUUCUUGGAACGUUCAGCAGUAUCAACACCACAGUAAAGACUGCACUGAAUGAGUCCCUUGUCCAGAUAUUAUCACCCAGACGUCGUGUAGAUAUACUUCGUGAUGCCAUGGACUGUAAACAAAAAAGACAGCCCUACUGUAUCACAUUUUGUGGGGUGAAUGGUGUUGGUAAAAGUACAAAUCUUGCUAAGAUCUGUUUUUGGUUGAUUGAGAACGGAUUCCGUGUUCUGAUAGCAGCAUGUGAUACAUUUAGGGCAGGGGCUGUGGAGCAGCUUCGUACACAUACACGUAAACUGAACGCCCUCCAUCCACCGGAGAAACAUGCCGGCCAACAGAUGGUUCAGUUAUACGAGAAAGGUUACGGGAAAGAUGCGGCCGGGAUUGCAAUGGAAGCAAUAAAUUUUGCGCGAGACUGUCACAUAGAUGUUGUCCUGGUUGAUACCGCUGUGAUCAGGACUACAUUAAUCAAAGUAAACCAACCAGACCUGGUGUUGUUUGUUGGUGAGGCCCUGGUAGGGAACGAGGCUGUAGAUCAGCUGACCAAGUUUAACCAGGCUCUCGCUGACCACUCCAACAUGACCAAUCCACGACUGAUUGAUGGCAUUAUUUUAACAAAGUUUGACACAAUUGACGAUAAGGUUGGAGCAGCAAUCUCCAUGACGUACACCACAGGUCAGCCGAUCGUGUUUGUUGGUACAGGACAGACGUACACAGAUUUGAGAAACCUCAAUGCCAAGGCUGUAGUUCACGCCCUCCUGAAGUAAAUUUCUACCUCCAUCGUAGAGAGUAUCUAAGGGGAGAGUAAAAAAACUUAAAUUGUGGACUUGUUACCUGUGACUUGACAUUAUUGAGACCUGCAUAAGUUUUUAUCUCUGAAAUAUGUACUUGCCAACUGGGUAUAACUUCUGCUUCGUUUGCUUUAGACUCUUCUUGUUUUAUAACAAAUGAAAUGGUACAGUCAUUAAAGAAAACUUUACCUUACCCUGUGGCACAUUAAGCUGUAACCUGUAAAAUUGGCCCAGAAAUCAAGUCAUGCUAGCAGUCUGCUAGUCAACAAUAUUCCUAGAUUUAAGGGGAAAAAAAGAUGCUUUUACAAUUUGUGUUUUGUUUAGGUAAUACGAUUUGUAGAAAAUCUCAGAUCACAUAAUUAUGCGUUUUUGUGUAAGUAAAAAUAUAGUAGUAGUAGUAAUACCCAUUUGGCAAAUAUAUAAAGUGAAGAUAUGGUAUAAUUGUAUGGCACAGUGUUUAACCCUUAGCCUGCUGCAGGCGAAUUUAACAGCCUUUGCAAAUAGCUUGGAACCAGAUCAGACGCCGAUUAAAUCGGCGUCUGAUCAGGUUCCAAGCUGUUUGCUACUCUGACAAUAUUUCUUCCAAUUUUGGAGCAAAUUGAAUGAACUUUACAAUUUUAGCAGACGACAUUUCCAGCAGACGAUAAUUUAUCUAGCAUGCUAAAGGUUAAUGCUACAAGAAUCUUACGGAUUGGCCAGUUGGAAUUUAAAGUUAUAAUAAGAUUCCUCUAGUCAGUGAUGGAUUUAUCUGUUUACCACAAAACAAAACAAAGAAAAAAUUAAAUUAAUUUAAAUGUAGGAAUUCAUGUGUUUUUAUAUUUGUGUUUGAUAGUGCAAUUUAUUUAUUUGAAAGUUGAUAUUAAUAUUCCCUGUUCAUAAAACUUUAUUUAUGAGACUCAGUAAAGGUACUGGAUACUGAUAAACUGUAAGAGGUCCGAGGCCUAAAAAUCAUCUAGUGUUUAAUAUUUAAAGAUUUUCUGUUUUGAUGGAAUGGUGCAAUUUUGAAAGAUAGCUUUCAUUUUCUGUUGUUCCAAAUUUCUAAUCAAUGUUAUCAUUAGGAAUUGUUUCAUAAAUUGCAAUCCGGUAGACCUAUUAUAUCACCAUGUGAGAUUUUACUGUUCUGUCAAAAAGGGACAAAUUUAGACAAUUACAGAUAUAUAUAUGUACUCUUGAUCUUUUGCUGAACUCUGUGUCAUAUUUAUGCCAAUUGAAAACCUUAUAUCAUCUUUUUACAUUUAUAUUUUAUGUACAUUUCAUUGUUUAGUAUAACAGAACAUAGGCCAUUGUUUCAUUAUUUUAUAAAUUUAUUUGAGAGCUAUUGUAGUAAUAUUAAGUUAUCAUACUACAUAAAGGUAAAUUUUCCCACAAUUGUCAUUAUCAAGUAAUCAUACCUGAUAUAUUUUCCUGCAAAUGUCAUAUCUGGUUAUCAUUUAAGAUUAUUAUUCCUGUAGCUGAAAAUUCAUAUGAGUAGGUAAUGUCCGUGGACAUAAACUGUACUCAAUGAGUCAGUAAAAGUUGUUCAAAAUGAUCUGUUCAUUAUUGUAUACAAAAUACGUAAUUUGUGAACUUCUGUUUCAUUAUGCUAUGCUUGUAAAUAUUCAAAUCUCAUUAUUUAUUGAAAAUUCUAUGUAAAUGUUGACAUUUUCUUCAUGUAUAAAAUUGAAAAUGUAAUCUAUUUUGUGCUUACAACUAGUAAACUAUUCAUUUCUUAUCAGAUAUAUCUUCUGUAGAUAACAGAUAACAGUGCCCUAAAGUUGCAACACUUUAUUCAGAUCUCAUUUCUGUUAAGUCGUAAUGUAAAACAAAAUAAUUGUUUAGUUGCAUAGUAUAAUUAUUGUAAAGUUUGAUUCAGUUAAAAUAUGUUGGCAACUAACUUCUUGACAGUUGCUGUUAAUGACAGAUAUUUGUAGUUGUAUUUUAUUGAAGACGUUAUUUCUUGUUGAUGUAUUAACCUUUAUUGUUUGUAAAAUACCAUUUUAAUGCUUGUCACAGGUUGUUGAUUAUUUGCCAAGGGUCUGGACAAUUUUAAUCCUGAAAUAAAUCAUAUUUUAUACAUAAUCUGUU
Messenger RNA from Mercenaria mercenaria, 4008 nucleotides. RefSeq names its product signal recognition particle receptor subunit alpha-like. Gene Ontology annotation, biological process: SRP-dependent cotranslational protein targeting to membrane. Gene Ontology annotation, molecular function: GTP binding; signal recognition particle binding; GTPase activity. The transcript is spliced from 14 exons. The coding region runs from base 49 to 1920 and encodes 623 amino acids. Gene Ontology annotation, cellular component: signal recognition particle receptor complex; endoplasmic reticulum membrane. Lineage: Eukaryota; Metazoa; Mollusca; Bivalvia; Venerida; Veneridae. The record is from RefSeq and is a predicted model, not a curated record.